Octodon degus (degu) is the source of this 1011-nucleotide messenger RNA. RefSeq names its product transmembrane protein 81 (gene Tmem81). Bases 1 to 921 code for a protein of 306 amino acids. The transcript is spliced from 2 exons. The record is from RefSeq and is a predicted model, not a curated record. Lineage: Eukaryota; Metazoa; Chordata; Mammalia; Rodentia; Octodontidae.
AUGCCAUCGGGAGGUAAGCCUGGAUACCGGAGGACUGACCUGGAAUACUGGAGGGGGCUGGCCACGGUGCUGGAGUGCCCAUCAGCCAGGAGGACCUCAGCCAUGAGCUGGAUCGUUGGGAGCCUGGUGUUUUCUGUCUACCUACCUUUGGCCACAACUUCACCUAAAACACUGGCCAUCCCUAAGGAGCUGCAAAAAGCUGUAGGGAAAGUUAUUGUCAAUGCCACAAGCUGUACUGUUACCUGUGGCCUUGGCUAUAAGGAGGAAACUGUCUGUGAGGUAGGCCCCGAUGGGGUGAGGAGAAAGUGUAUGUCCCAGCGCUUGGAGUGUCUGACCAAUUGGAUCUGUGGAAUGCUCCAUUUCACUGUUCUCGUCGGAGAAGAGUUUGAGCUUAGCUGUCUCAGCUCAGACAUCUUAGAGGUUGGGAAGGAAGCAUUCCGCUUCACCUGGAGACUUGCUCGGGGUAUCAUCUCGACAAAUGAUGAAGUCUUCAGACCCUUCCGAGCCAACUCCCAUCUGGUGAAAUUCAGACCUGCUCAGGAGUAUGACUCUGGGACAUAUCGUUGUGAUGUGCAGCUGCUCAAAAACUUGAGACUGGUCAAGAGGCUCUACUUUGGGCUGAGGGUACUUCCUCCGAAGCUGGUGAACCUGAAUUUCCAGCAGUCCCUUACUGAGGAGCAGAAGUUAGUAGAGGAGGGCUUGGAAGUUAAUCUGGACAACUAUUCCAAGCCUCACCGCCCCAAGUGGCAAAAGAAGGUGGCGUCAGCGUUGGGCAUAGGAAUUAUAGGUGGAGUGAUGGGUGGCAUGGUGGUGAGCACCACCCUCUGCAGGGUGCUGAGGGAGACCUACAGCAGCGACAGGCUCAAGGGUGUGAAAUCCUUGGGAUUCCUGAGGUACCAGUGGCCCAGGAAGCCAAGCUAGCUUCUUAGGGAGUGUUCUGGCUGGCUAAUAGUGGGUUGGUCAAAAGACUGCAUGAGGGUGAGGGAGGAACAGCUUCUUGGUAGCCCUGGC